AUGUCCGCUCCUCACGAAUAUCACCGGUCAAAUGCCCCGGACUCGCCCGACGAUAGUGACGAAGACCUCGAACUGCUCGACCCUAUCAGCUCAACCCACGAUUCCGCCUCCUCGCCGCCGCACCACAGCUCCAACGAGCGCCGGCCGCUCCACGAACUAGGUGCCCGCAUCCCUCUCCGCAACCUGCGCGUGGGCCGCCUGCGAGGCAACAGCCAUAUGCGCCACGAUGACCCCGAUGCCGAGUCUCUGCGCGGCCUCGUCGACGACGGGGAGGGGGGUGACAAGCGCCGCCAUUCGAACAAUGAUAGUAUUGGUACCAUCGGCGACGACGACGCUCCUUUGUUGCCGGGUGGUUCGCCCAGCCGACGGGCGAAACCUCAAGGACGUAUGGCCAGGUUAAAGUCGCAUGUGCGCCUCCCCAGCUUCAUGUCCGGCGGUCGACCCAUGACGCCUCCUGAGCCUCCCGCCGCCGAAGCUGAAGUAGACGACCACGAUCCCUCCUCCAACCGUACUAUCGCCGUCGGUCAAAUCCAGUCCUCCAAAUUUCCUGCAAAUGCUGUUUCCAAUGCCAAAUAUACCCCAUGGAGCUUCCUUCCGCGCACACUGUACAACGAAUUCUCAUAUUUCUUCAAUAUGUACUUCUUGCUCGUCGCCCUGUCGCAGGUUAUCCCCGCCCUGCGAAUUGGCUACCUAUCUACCUACAUUGCUCCCCUGGCCUUCGUCAUCAGUAUUACUCUUGGAAAAGAAGCCUCGGACGAUAUUCAACGCCGACGUCGGGACGCUGAGGCCAAUUCCGAGCCCUACUCUGUACUGCGUUUCGAAGAUCCUAGUGCUGGUCCUGGAAAAUCGUCUAUUGGGUCAAAGAGAAAUAAGCUCAGGAGGAAGAGCAAGACGAAUAGGUCUAGCCGUGUUUCCGAUGAGGAGGAAGGCAUGGGCAGGCCAACAGCAUCCGUUUCCGAGAUUUCCAAGCCUUCCAAGGACCUGAAAGUCGGUGAUAUUCUGAAACUUGGUAAAGAUCAGCGUGUUCCUGCAGAUCUGGUUAUUCUGGCCGCCUACAUCAGCGACAACGCAGUCCAGGAAACAACUGAGCCUGAGCCUCCGGUCUCUCCGCAGCAAAAUCUGAUCGAGACUGACGGCGACAGUGCUGCACCUGCACAGCAACCGGCUCAGGACAACUCGUCUUCUGGCAACGACUCAUCCGGAGAAGCCUUCAUUAGGACUGACCAACUUGACGGAGAGACGGACUGGAAGUUGAGGAUUGCUUCGUCUCUUACCCAAUCGCUGGACGUUUCCGAAUUCACUCGUUUACGAAUUGUGGCUGGGAAGCCGGAUAAAAAGGUCAAUGACUUCGUUGGCACUGUCGAACUUUUGCCUAAGGAGAAGAAUAGCUACGAUCCUCAUGUUGAUGAUCAGUCGGCCUCUGAAAGCACAAAAUCUGCUCCUCUUACCAUCGACAACACAGCCUGGGCGAAUACUGUCCUCGCUUCAAGCUCCACAGUCCUGGGUGUUGUUGUCUAUACUGGCCCGGAAACUCGCCAAGCUCUUUCCACCUCUGCCUCCAGAUCUAAGGUCGGUCUCCUGGAGCUGGAGAUUAACUCCCUCACAAAGAUUCUGUGCUUCCUUACCUUGGCUCUUUCGAUCAUUCUGGUUGCUCUGAAGGGAUUCGACGCGGAGACUGGACGUCCUUGGUACGUCUCGGUUAUGCGCUUCCUGAUUCUCUUCUCCACCAUCGUCCCCAUCAGUCUUCGUGUCAACCUCGAUAUGGGCAAAUCGGUCUACGCCAGAUUCAUCGAGAAGGAUCAAGGUAUUCCUGGAACGAUUGUGCGGACCAGCACUAUCCCUGAGGAUCUCGGACGCGUUGAGUAUCUCUUAAGUGACAAAACGGGAACUCUCACGCAGAACGAAAUGGAGAUGAAGAAGAUCCACGUUGGAACUGUUUCGUAUGCCAACGAGGCUAUGGACGAGGUUAACACUUACGUGCAACAAGCAUUUUCAGUCCCCCCUACCGAAGGCUCAAACGCUUCUGUCCUUAUAACGCCAUCGUCAACAUACACCGUUCCAGCAACAUCUGCCACGAGGACGAGGAGAGAGAUUGGUUCCCGCGUUCGUGAUGUCGUCCUUGCGCUAGCACUUUGCCACAACGUCACCCCAACUACAGAGGAGAUCAAUGGCGAAAUGGUCACUGCCUACCAAGCAUCUUCUCCGGAUGAAAUCGCUAUUGUAAAGUGGACUGAGAAUGUCGGCCUUCGCCUUCUUCAACGCGAUCGCCACAACAUCACUUUACAGUCUGUCGAGACUGGACGCACCGUUGUCAAAGUACAGAUUCUCAAUGUCUUCCCAUUCACGUCGGAAGGAAAGCGCAUGGGUAUCGUCGUCAAGUUCUUCCAAGGAACCGAGACCAGCCCCAUGGACAACAGCGAGAUCUGGUUCUAUCAAAAGGGUGCCGAUACUGUCAUGACGUCCAUUGUGGCUGCUAACGACUGGCUGGACGAGGAAACCGCCAACAUGGCAAGAGAAGGUCUGCGCACGUUGGUUGUCGGUCGCAAGAAGCUUUCUCCCCAACAGUAUGAUUCUUUCAGCCGCCAGCAUUCCGAUGCAUCUCUUUCCCUGCAUGGCCGCGAUGCUGCCAUGGCAGGCGUGGUGAAGGAUUUCCUUGAGAAUGACCUUGAGCUGCUCGGUGUCACUGGUGUUGAGGACAAGCUUCAGCGUGACGUCAAGCCUUCACUGGAACUUCUUCGCAACGCCGGUGUCAAAAUCUGGAUGUUGACCGGAGAUAAGGUGGAAACCGCACGCUGUGUUGCUGUCAGCUCCAAGCUCGUCGCUCGUGGUCAAUACAUCCACACGAUUGCAAAGCUCAAGCGGAAAGACCUCGCAAACGACUCGCUCAACUUCCUCCGCGGAAAGCCUGAUGCUUGCUUGCUCAUUGAUGGUGAAUCUUUGGCUUUGAUGCUUACCCACUACCGAGACGACUUCAUUUCCGUGGCAGUUCGUCUACCAACUGUCGUGGCCUGUAGAUGUUCUCCAACUCAGAAAGCCGACGUGGCCAAGCUCAUCCGAGCUUACACCAAGAAGCGCAUCUGCUGUAUUGGAGAUGGUGGUAACGAUGUCUCUAUGAUCCAGGCUGCCGAUGUUGGUGUGGGUAUUGUCGGUAAGGAAGGUAGGCAGGCAAGUCUGGCUGCCGACUUCUCCAUCGAACAAUUCUGCUACCUCACCAAGCUCCUCGUUUGGCACGGCCGGAACAGUUACAAACGGUCCGCCAAGCUCGCCCAGUUCGUUAUCCACCGUGGUUUGAUCAUCAGUGUGUGCCAGACCAUCUACAGCAUUGCCAGCAAGUUUGAGCCCAUCGCCCUGUAUCGUGACUGGCUGCUGGUAGGCUACGCGACGCUGUACACCAUGGCACCGGUCUUCUCUCUAGUCCUCGACCGCGACGUCGACGAGUCGCUAGCCAACCUCUACCCGGAGCUCUACAAGGAGCUCACGACGGGCCGCUCGCUGUCCUACCGCACCUUCUUUAUCUGGGUCUUCGUCUCCAUCUACCAGGGUAGCAUGAUCCAGGGUCUCAGCCAGAUCCUGGUUGGUACCGACGACUUCCCCAAGAUGGUCGCCGUCUCCUUCACGGUACUGGUUCUCAACGAACUCGCCAUGGUCGCUGCCGAGAUCACGACGUGGCACCCCGUCAUGAUAUUCACCAUCCUCGGUACCGCUGCCAUCUACUUCGGUAGCAUCCCCUUCCUCGGCGACUACUUCGACCUCAAGUUUGUUGUUAGUGUCGGCUUCUUGUGGCGCUCCGUCGCCAUCUUGGCCAUCGCUCUGGUGCCGCCGUACGCGGGCAAGAUUAUUGGCAGGACGAUACGGCCGCCGAGUUAUCGGAAGCACAACAACCUAGAGCCUGCUACUGCUCCCGCCCCAUCCACCUCCGCCACCCUCGCCUCCAAGACCCAUUUCUCGUUCCUUGAGCUUUCUGCAGCUCGUCCGCCGCUGCACUACCUGAAACACACCCUGCGAACCCGCAAACCGCAGCUCUUCCACCAUGUUCAUCGCACGUUCGGAAUACGCACCUUCUCCCCGGAAGGUCGUCUGUUCCAAGUUGAAUACUCGCUCGAAGCCAUCAAGCUCGGUUCGACCGCGAUAGGCGUCGCGACGGGCGAGGGUGUGAUCCUCGGCGUGGAGAAGCGGGUGACGUCGACGCUGCUGGAGACGUCGUCGGUGGAGAAGAUAGUCGAGAUCGACCGGCACAUCGGGUGCGCGAUGAGCGGGCUGCAGGCGGACGCGCGCAGCAUGAUCGAGCACGCGCGCGUCGAGAGCCAGAACCACGCGUUCCACUACGCCGAGCCGCUGCGCGUCGAGAGCUGCACCCAGGCCAUCUGCGACCUGGCCCUGCGCUUCGGCGAGGGCGCCGAGGGCGAGGAGAGCAUCAUGAGUCGCCCCUUCGGCGUCGCCCUGCUCAUCGCUGGCUAUGACGAGGAUGGUCCGAGUCUCUACCACGCUGAGCCCUCGGGCACCUUCUACAGAUACGACGCCAAGGCCAUAGGAUCGGGCUCCGAGGGCGCGCAGGCGGAGCUGCAGAACGAGUUCCACAAGUCGCUGACGCUGGGCGAGGCUGAGGUGCUGGUGCUGAAGACGCUGAAGCAGGUCAUGGAGGAGAAGCUGGAUUCCAAGAACGUGCAGCUGGCCAGCGUCACCAAGGACAGGGGCUUCAGGAUCUACACGGACGAUGAGAUGGCCGAGGUCGUCGGCAGGUUACCCACCAACUAA
This is a messenger RNA of Lasiodiplodia theobromae, 4755 nucleotides long. Its product is annotated as Phospholipid-translocating p-type ATPAse. NCBI's taxonomy places the organism in Eukaryota, Fungi, Ascomycota, Dothideomycetes, Botryosphaeriales, Botryosphaeriaceae. The transcript is spliced from 7 exons. Gene Ontology annotation, biological process: phospholipid translocation; retrograde vesicle-mediated transport, Golgi to endoplasmic reticulum; proteasome-mediated ubiquitin-dependent protein catabolic process. The record is from RefSeq and is a predicted model, not a curated record. Gene Ontology annotation, cellular component: proteasome core complex; proteasome core complex, alpha-subunit complex; endosome. Gene Ontology annotation, molecular function: ATPase-coupled intramembrane lipid carrier activity; ATP binding; magnesium ion binding. Bases 1 to 4755 code for a protein of 1584 amino acids.